Molecule: messenger RNA, 694 nt
Organism: Soboliphyme baturini
Lineage: Eukaryota; Metazoa; Nematoda; Enoplea; Dioctophymatida; Soboliphymatidae
Source: the annotation of a GenBank genome assembly
CAGCUUAGGUUCCGGAAGUGCAUGUAGAGGAGUAUUCGGUGGUUUCGUACACUGGAAAGCCGGAAUAGAGCCGGAUGGAUCGGACUGUCGUUGCGAAGUGCUGGCUCCUCCGGAACACUGGCGCCAGUUAAUGGCCGUUGUAGUAGUAGCCAGCAGUGUUACGAAGCCAUGCAGCAGCACCGAUGGUAUGCAGAGGUCAGCGGAGACAAGUUCGUUCUUGCAUUACCGCGUCAAACAGCUCGUUCCUGAUUACAUCCGACAAAUGAAAACGGCGAUACAAUGUCGCAACUUCGCCAAGUUCGCUGAACUGACCAUGCGGGACAGUAAUCAGUUGCACGCCGUUUGUAUGGACACCUACCCCCCUCUGAUGUACCUAUCUGACACGUCACGACACCUUAUGCUAUUGGUGCACUGCUUCAACCAAAUGCACAACGAGACGAAAGUGGCGUACACGUUUGACGCCGGCUCAAAUUGCUGCCUGAUCAUGAACGAGGACAUUGUGUCCGAAUUUCUCUCCUACCUUUGUUACUACUUCCCUAAUCACCUGGAAAAGAAGUUCAUCCGCGGUAUCCUACCAAUGGUCGAUUGCACAAUGCUGAGCCACUGCCAAAUACCUGGCUUUACGUCGUUGCCAAAUUCGGUCGAAUACGUCGUCGUUACCAGACUUGGCUCAUCCCCCGUAGUUCUAUUUUAG